AUGACUUUCGUAGCUCUGAAUUGCCGUACAAAACAUGUGCCUGUGGAAUGCUGUAACAACUGGUACAUGAAUUUUACCAGUUAUAUCGGAGGUUGUUUGAUCUAUGCUCUCUCAGAAUAUGGUUAAAUAGGUGAUCACUUUCCCCGAUUCCCAUCGCUUGUGUGUAGCAAAAAUCUUUGACAAAAUGAGUGGCGGACUGGCGCCAAGCAAAAGCACUGUUUACAUAUCAAAUUUGCCGUUUUCGUUGACAAACAAUGAUUUGCAUAAAAUAUUUGAAAAAUAUGGAAGAGUAGUGAAGGUGACUGUGUUAAAGGAUCGAAACACCAGAAGAAGUAAAGGUGUUGCUUUUGUGUUAUUUUUAAAGAAAGAAGAUGCAUUGUCUUGUGCCAAAUCUAUUAAUGGGAAGGAGAUGUUUGGUCGUACACUGAAGAGUAGUUUAGCAACUGACAAUGGUCGUAGUGCUGAAUUUAUCAGACGACGCAAUUACCCUGAUAAAUCACGAUGUUAUGAAUGUGGUGAAGAGGGGCACUUAAGCUAUAAGUGCCCACACAAUACACUGGGUGAAAGGGAGCCACCUCCAAAGAAAAAGAAGCUGCCAAAGAAGUUACAGCAGAGCAAUGAUGAAGAUGCUGACAGUUCUUCAGAUAUUGAAGACAGGUUAUGUGCUUUUAAAAGUUCCACUAAAGAAGAAGAGAGUGAUUUGUAUGAAUCUGACGAAGAAACAUUGAGUGCAGCUAUUCGACUUGAGCAAAGAAAAAUGAUUCAAGAAGAUAAUUCCACAAUUCCGACUGAGACUACAGCUCGCCGAAAGAGGAUAAAGCCUAGUACCUACUUCAGUGAUGAAGAGGAUAUUAGUGACUGAACACUUAAAUCGUUGUUUAGUGAAAUAGUCUUACUCUCAUCUGUGUAUAUAUAAGUAUAUAUAUAUUGUUCUUUAAUAAAACUGGUGUUUUCUAUAGGCUCUGUCCACUGUUUGUGGAACACAAUGAAUAAUUUACAAAAUGUACAAUAAUUUGUGUAGGAAUGUUGUAGCAGCGUAAACAUUGUGACAAUUAAUUUACAACUAGCACCAUAUUCAUUUCUGUACACUUAACUUUGAAAAAAACUGUUUAUAAAAUGUAUAUAUAAUCAGAUUUGCAGAAGCCUCUAUUGCAUUUUGAGGUAAGGCAUAAUUAUAGCCAUGUGGAAUGGUGUAUUAAGACAUU
Molecule: messenger RNA, 1205 nt
Organism: Schistocerca americana (American grasshopper)
Lineage: Eukaryota; Metazoa; Arthropoda; Insecta; Orthoptera; Acrididae
Product: zinc finger CCHC-type and RNA-binding motif-containing protein 1-like
Exons: 5
Coding region: 185-862 (225 amino acids)
Biological process (GO): mRNA splicing, via spliceosome
Cellular component (GO): U12-type spliceosomal complex
Molecular function (GO): zinc ion binding; RNA binding
Source: RefSeq, a predicted model, not a curated record